GAGGGGACGGCACGCACAGUUACAUGUACCCUACAGGUUUGAGGUACCUACGUAUGUAUGUAUACACAGUAGGCGUGCACGUAUGCAUGUACACACAUUUUCACAUUCAUAUAUAGGUACCUACAUGCAUACAUACAUACAUACAUACAUACAUACAUACAUACAUACAUACAUACAUACAUACAUCCGUGUUAGCUACCUCUUUCUGAGUAGGCAUGUACAUACUUACGGGGCCAGCGAACCAGCGAGACGACAAUGUGACUUGUCAUUUACUUGGCAGCUCGCUGGCGGCUCGGUGGUGCAAUCUACGCCGUCCCUCUGAGGCGGGCUUGCGGACGGAGAUAAGUUCCUUUCGAAUCAGAUGGCGACAGGGGGGUUGGGGGGAGGGGGGGGCCCCUACGUAUAUACGCAUGUAUGUAUAAUAGUAUCAUCCUGUGGC
Durotheca rogersii is the source of this 439-nucleotide messenger RNA. RefSeq lists its product as uncharacterized. The record is from RefSeq and is a predicted model, not a curated record. The transcript has a single exon. Bases 83 to 322 code for a protein of 79 amino acids. Lineage: Eukaryota; Fungi; Ascomycota; Sordariomycetes; Xylariales; Xylariaceae.